Messenger RNA from Ilex paraguariensis (yerba mate), 661 nucleotides. NCBI's taxonomy places the organism in Eukaryota, Viridiplantae, Streptophyta, Magnoliopsida, Aquifoliales, Aquifoliaceae. The record is from the annotation of a GenBank genome assembly.
AUGCCAACCAUUUUGUUGAGAAUUUUCCUCCUCUACAACCUAUUUAAUUCACUCAUCCUCAUCUUGGUUCCCAAGAAGCUUAGAAUCUACCUCCCCCCUUCUUGGUACCCACAAAAAAUCACUCUUGUGGACACCAAACCUCUCCUCUCAUCGUCUCCUUCUUCGUGUUUUCCUUUGUUGCCACCCUCACCGUUGGCUCGGAUUCCACGUAAAAUGGACUCAGACGAGCUUAGACGGGUCUUUCAAAUUUUUGAUAGAAACGAGGAUGGCCGGAUCACGAAGAAGGAACUGAACGACUCAUUGGAGAAUAUGGGUAUCUUCAUCCCUGAUAAAGAACUCACCCAAAUGAUCGAGAGAAUCGACGUUAAUGGAGACGGGUGUGUGGAUAUUGAUGAAUUUGGGGUAUUAUACCAAUCAAUAAUGGUGGAGCGAGACGAGGAUGAGGAUAUGAAGGAGGCUUUCAAUGUGUUUGAUCAAAAUGGUGAUGGGUUAAUCAGCGUGGAUGAGUUGAAAUCGGUUUUGUCAUCGCUCGGGAUUAAGCAAGGGAGGAGUGCUGAAGAUUGCAAGAGGAUGAUAGUGAACGUGGAUGUGGAUGGAGAUGGAAUGGUCAAUUAUAAUGAGUUCAAGCAAAUGAUGGGAGGGAGUGGUCUUGCUGCUUCGA